Hermetia illucens (black soldier fly) is the source of this 881-nucleotide messenger RNA. Its product is annotated as glutathione S-transferase 1-like. The record is from RefSeq and is a predicted model, not a curated record. Gene Ontology annotation, biological process: glutathione metabolic process. Bases 169 to 825 code for a protein of 218 amino acids. NCBI's taxonomy places the organism in Eukaryota, Metazoa, Arthropoda, Insecta, Diptera, Stratiomyidae. Gene Ontology annotation, molecular function: glutathione transferase activity. The transcript is spliced from 3 exons.
UUAUGUUAUCUUAUUUUUGCUUGGCACUCCCGUCAAUUGAAGCUAUGUUAUAUCAGUAACUGAUAGCACGAAAAUUUAAAUUUGUCAUACUAUCUGCAUAGUAGCCAAUUUGCUUCAACAGCGGAAGCUAGUUUGAGUAAUUUGUUCAGCGGAAUAGAAGGUGUGAGAAUGGUCAAACCAAUUUUGUACGGCAGCGAUCUGAGUCCUCCUGUCCGUGCAGUACUAUUGACAGUUAAUGCGAUUGGUCUAGAUUUUAACUAUCACGAAGUCAAGGUUUUCGAAAAUGAACAUUUGUCGGAGGAAUAUGUAAAGAAGAAUCCUCAGCACACCAUCCCCAUGUUGGAAGAUGACGGCAAAUAUAUAUGGGAUAGUCAUGCGGUUUCGGUAUAUCUGAUCGAAAAAUAUGGAGACGAUCAGUUUUUGUACCCAAAAGACUUAUACAAGCGCGCAGUUAUUGACCAGAGGCUACAUUUCGAUUCAGGGGUUUUGUUUCCAAGUUUGCAAAAAUGUUGGGCCUCUGUAAGGACCAAAGGAUCUGUACAAGAUGAAGAUAACAGCAAAGUAUUAGAUGCCUAUGGAUUUCUAGAGAAAUUUUUGGCAACAGAUCUGUACUUAGCUGGAAAUUGUGUAACUGUUGCAGAUUUCUGCUGUGUGGCUACAAUUACAACUCUUGCACUUUGUGUAGCUGUUGAUGCAACCAAAUUCCCAAAGCUCAGUGAAUGGCUCCAACGGAUGACUUUACUACCAUACUACCAGAAAGCAAACGCUGGAUUAGCGAAAUCAGCUGAACUGUUUCAAAAAAUGGCGAAAAGUGUGAAACCCUAAAAACUGAUAAAUUAUUACCUUCAUUAUUAUCAAAUAAAUUUAGAGUUAAAGACCAA